AUGUGGGAGGUAGGAGCUGCGAGGCUGGCGGAGAGCGCUGCUGCCGCCGCUGCGAGCUGGAAACUACUGAAUGGGAAUCUAUCCGGCAACUUCAGCUUCCCGGGCGACGCGGGGACUCUGCGUAAAACCGAGCGGCGCGUCUCCAAGUGCGGAUCAGACGAGCGGGACGCUCAAGUUGGAUCGCGCGAGCGGCUUUUCACUUGUUCUCCCGCGAACAUGCCUGCCAUCAAGAAGGAGCGGCUGGACGGGGACGACAUGGCACUGACCGCCUUCAACCAGUCCGAAUACCUGGCCCCUUUAAAUGCCACCGCCAUCCCCGUGGUGACCCCGCAUCCGCCGCCCUACGACCACAUUUUCGCCCAUCACCGCGCGUACUUGGGGCUCCACGACUCGGCGGCGCUGCACCACCAGCACCUCCACCACCACACGGACGACUUGAUGCUGGAGAGGUUCUCCUCCAUCCCGGACUUCCAGCCCUUCUUCGACAACGGGGAGCCGUGCAUCGAGGUGGAGUGCGGGGAGAACAAGGCUCUGCUUUAUAUCAAUAAACUGUGCCAGGGCAGUAAGGGACCCUCCAUUAAAUACCGGGGCGAGUGGCUCACCCCCAACGAGUUCCAGUUCGUCAGCGGACGGGAGACGGCCAAGGACUGGAAACGGAGUAUUAGACACAAAGGGAAAAGUCUCAAGACUCUUAUGUCCAAGGGAAUCUUACAGGUGCACCCUCCGAUCUGCGACUGUCCCGGGUGUCGUAUCUCGUCUCCAGUGAACCGCGGGCGCUUGGCAGAGAAACGCACCAUCCCUCUUCCACCCAACCGAGUGCCCAAGAAGGAGCUGGCCUCCAUCUUCAGCAGCGACGACAGCGAAGGCAGCGAGCGGGCCAGUGGAGAUCAUGCCCACAUCAAACAGGAGGACGAGCUGCAUUACAGUAUCAUGAGAAAGAGUCGCGAUAGUGACCUCUCUACAAUUAUCUCCAACCUGCACCACACCAGACAGCACGGCAUGCCCGAGGGCCAGUCCGCCUCAGACCUCAGCACCGGCUCCGGACACUCAGAUGACCUUCUAGGCAAGAGGAGAAGCUUCUCUCCCAACAGCAGCAGCGAGUGUCCCUCCGACAGCAAGAAGUCACGCAGCGUUUCCCCCAAAGAAAACUCCCAGAGCCCGGAGGUGGAGGCGGGCGGCAGCCACAUGAGCCCCGAGGAGCAUUACCGCCGCAUGAUGUCCGCGCUCAGCGAGCCGGGGUCCUACGAGGAGCAGCAGCAGCGCCUCUACCAGCUGGCCAGCAGCAUGGGGCUGCAAGGACACGAUCUGCUUCGUGCUCGCCACGAGGCGCUGGCCGCCGCCGUGAGGAACCCACAGGCUCUGGAGGCUCACCUGCCGUCAGCAGGCAGCAGCUCCUCUUCAUCCAGCCAGAGACGCAAGCAGGGCCUGCCACAGCACCGGGACGCACAUUACACCGACAGAGAGAUGUCCCAUCCUCCGCCUCUGCUGUCGCCUCCAACCGCUCCACACAUCGCCUUAGGACCUCACCUGCGACCUCCGUUCCUGGGCAUGCCCUCCGCGCUCUGCCAGGCUCCCGGUUACAGUUUCCUCCAGCCGGCUCAAGCGGAGAUCUUUGCUCGUCAACAGGAGCUGCUGAGGAAGCAGAAUCUGGCCAGACUUGAGAUGUCAGCAGAGCUGCUCAGGCAGAAGGAGUUGGAGAACCUCCACCAGCGGCAGCAGCAGCAGCAGCAGCAGCAGCAGCGGCUGCUGGGUGCGGACCCUCUGGUCGCCCUGCCGCCCGGCCUGCCCCCCGACCACCCGGCGCUGCGCAGCCUCCACGACAUCCCAGAGGGCCAUCCUCUCCGGGAGGAGCUGGCCCGCCGCUCCAACGCCAUGCUGGUGCUUCGCCACGGGGCCGCCACGCCCCUCCUCGCCCUCAACCACCAGCAGCAGCAGCAGCAGCCCGCGGCGGCGUCCACGCCCAAGGAGAGCCAGGCCCAGAGCUCCGGCGCGGCGGCGGACGCCGACUCCAGGAGGGCGGCCCGCAGGGCUCUGCAGAUGCAGCUCCGCCCGGGCGACCACAGAGGGCCCAGAGAGGACCGGGGGCGGGAGGCGGACCUGGAGCCGCACGACGACGACAUGAAGGACUCGGACAGCGAGGAGGAAUCGUGCGAGGAGCGGCGGGACGGCGUCGCCGCGACGCCUGGCAGUAAACCCCGGCACGCCGAGCGGGGCAAGGACACUGGCAACAAUCGAGCGUGCGACGGUGCCAAGGAGGCGGCAGAGAGCUCGGGCCGGCUGAGCGCCCCCUGCAGCUCGGCCGACGCCGAGUCGCCCAGCCGGCAGCUCUUCACCCCGGGACUGGGCAAGACUGACCUCAAGUACCUGCCCCCGGGGUUCAUACCGCCGCUGCCUGCUCUGCACGCCCAGACGCUGCCCUUCGGCUUCCCCUACGCCAACCCGUACUUUCACACGGGCUCUCUGGGAGGUCUUUUCAUGGAUGGGGAGGACUCGGCCACGGCGAAUCCUGUGGAGGACAUCAGCAAGUGGAGUGUGGAAGAUGUGUGCGGCUUCAUAAGCAGCCUGGCUGGAUGUGCUGAAUACACACAGGUGUUUCGGGAGCAGGCCAUUGAUGGAGAGACACUGCCGCUGCUCACUGAGGAGCACCUGCUCACCACCAUGGGACUAAAGCUGGGGCCCGCGCUCAAGAUCCGCUCGCAGGUGGCGCGCCGCGUCGGCAGGCUCUUCUACAUGACGGGAUUCCCGCUGGCGUUCCCGUUCGCGCCUUCCGCCGCCGCCCUCCGCCCCGCCGAGAGGGACCGGGACCCCCUGGCGACCCCGUCCGACGCCCCCCUGCCCCUGGCCCUGACCCUGCAGCACCGGCCCGCCUCCACCAGCAGCAGCUCCUCGCCGUACAGCGGCCCCACCCCGGGCUGCUCCUCCCCCAAGCAGGAGAACGGCUCCACGGCGGCGGCGCGCUACGAGGCCAAGACGCCCUCGUAGGGGGACGAGACCCCGGCGACCCCCCGCCCCGCCCGCCCCCGCGUACCGGACGCCCCUCACCUCGGGACCUUUAAGUUGAAUUUUAUUGGAGGACACGAGACAAUGCGGACCGAGUCCGGCCGGCCAAUCAGCUGACUUCCUGUGCAGCGGCUGUAGCUGAGCAGAAUCCAAAGAAACGUGGAGCGACGGAGGGACAGAAAGAGGAGCAAAAGGAGACAGCUGGUCACAGACAGCCUGCCAAAAAAAGGAAAAAAAAAAGAGAAGGAGCAAAGCCCUGCCACAAAAGUCAGACAGUCAGACGCUGACGGAAACUCUUCCUUCCUUCCUGGGCUGGAGGAAGCUCUGCUCGCUCACUUUUCUUCCCCUCAUCUCCAUCUCGCCGCCCGCUCCCACCACAAGCCCGCAGAGGAAUUCAAAAGGAGGCCUCUCCCCUCGCCUCGCUCCCUCCUUUCGUCUCGUCUCCCGUUUCCCCGAGGCCAGACGGCGGCGUGGCGCUGUCUCUCCUUCAGGCCGGAGCUGAAACAUAUGCCGAGCAGCUUCUUCUUAUCACUGCAACUAUGCAUUCCACUGUCCCGAUACCAAAGAUGACUGGAUGUGUGGAAUUGGACCCGCGCUUCGUGUUUGCUAUCAGGCGGUCCGGCGGGGGGAGGGGCGGCGGGACGGACCCCGGCCCCGUUUACACGACCACGCUUCAAGUGAAAGCGCAGACGUUCCGGCGUUUUCGUUUCAGAAACGGCCGGAAGCGGCGCGGUUAGCAUGCCAGGCUGUAAGCUAGCAGGGAGCUAGCAGACGUUCGUACGGACAGGCGGCCAUGUUGGAUUGUUGUUACGGCGACUGUUAACUCUGAAACUCCCAGGUUCAGGAGAAUCUGGACUCCGGUCCAUCUACUGAGCAUGUGCAGAAGAGCUGCUCGCCCCCGGCCGCGGUGCGCGGCGGACUGACGAAGAUGCAAUUUCUAAAAAUUCCACCUCGGGCUCCGAGCGCCGUUGUCGUGUAGACGGACCCCCAAGAACCGCAACAAACGUUCUAUUUUUCUGCGACUUCACUUGGAAAUGUUUGUCGUGUAAACCGAGCCCGAGGCCACGCGGUAGGAGCCGUCACUCAGACGUGCGUGCGCGCGUGCGUGCGUGCGCGGCUUCAUGUCAUUGUGUGCUGGUGUUGACUACUGUGGGAGGUAGGAAAACAUGCAAAAUUGUACAGAAUCACGCUUAAGAUGAAAAUAUCCUGAAGGUUACAUACGUGGUACUUUAACUCUUUUCGUUAAAUGUAGUUGCACGAAUAAGGUUUUCUUUACUGAAAAAUGUGACUUGCUGAACUUUGGUGGUACUUUUGUUCAUUUUUUUUUUCUGUUGCCAUUUUU
Molecule: messenger RNA, 4342 nt
Organism: Salarias fasciatus (jewelled blenny)
Lineage: Eukaryota; Metazoa; Chordata; Actinopteri; Blenniiformes; Blenniidae
Gene: samd11
Product: sterile alpha motif domain containing 11
Exons: 13
Coding region: 1-2982 (993 amino acids)
Molecular function (GO): protein binding; DNA binding
Source: RefSeq, a predicted model, not a curated record